CUUGCAAAGCAGCGCAGGUCGAGACAGGAACUUCAUAAAUACGUGAAAUUAGGUAAUACAGAAGGAGAAUAUCUGCAAUAGUGCAGACAUGGAUGAAAAUAUAGAUGUCAAUGCAGACAACACUAAGAUUCAUUCUAAUAAAACAGAGGAGAAGGCAUCAAGCUGGAGCCCUGGAACUGGACCCAAAGAGUCUCCCGGGAAACGACUCUACAGAAGAGCUUCAGUGUGUCUAGGGUUGUUGUGUGUUCUCCUACUUACAGCCCUCAUAGUGCUGAGUCUUUACUACAAAACAAGUGCUGAGGACACUGAGGUCCAGCUCAAUGGUCUCAAAGGUGAAAGAGACCAAUUGAAGAACUAUUAUCAUUACUGCCUUGCAAAGCAAAUCUGCCCCCAGGGGUGGGUAGAUUUCAGCUCAAGGUGUUACUACAUCUCCUGUCAGCAGAAGAAUUGGUUCGAAAGCCAGCAGGACUGUAAACAGAGAGGAGCUGAUCUGGCGAUCAUCAACAGCGGAGAGGAACAGGAAUUCAUCAAUAACUUGAACAAGAGAAUUUGGAUUGGACUGACAGACACAGACAAGGAAGGGUCUUGGAACUGGGUGGAUGGCACAAACCUGACCAUAAGGUUCUGGAAACAAAAUGAGCCCAAUGAUGCCGGUGGAAAAGAGGAUUGUGCAGAGAGUGCGGUAGAAUUCAACCCACAGAUGAUCUGGAACGAUAUACCAUGCGAACUCCAGCGAUACUGGAACAUUCAGAACCACAACCUCUGCUGCACUGCCACCAACCUUCAGCCCUGA
Messenger RNA from Scleropages formosus (Asian bonytongue), 793 nucleotides. Its product is annotated as lactose-binding lectin l-2-like. The transcript is spliced from 7 exons. The coding region runs from base 89 to 793 and encodes 234 amino acids. The record is from RefSeq and is a predicted model, not a curated record. Lineage: Eukaryota; Metazoa; Chordata; Actinopteri; Osteoglossiformes; Osteoglossidae.